AGAAAAAGACGUCAGAGGCCCCUCGGAUUGGAAUUUGCAGGAGGGGGCGGCUUUUGCAAGACACUUUGACUGAUGCAUCUUUUUCUUUUUGUAUGACCUGGAGACGAAUCCAUCUCGCAUUACACCUACAGGCUACAGGCUACAGGCUACAUCCUACAUACCCAACAUCUCUCGGACAACCGGGCAAUAAAUUAAUAAUUACACUCAAUUCCCUCAACACACGAUGAAGCUUCUCUACCCCACCUCCCUUAAACUCGACGUCUCUAGCCUAGAAGGCUUCUCCGUCUCCCUCCACCCUUACGACGUCAAGCAACCCAUCCCCGACGACCUCAUUGACGCCGACAUCCUCGUCACCUGGACCAACUCCCCCACAAACCUCCAAGAUGCCGCCGCCCGCAUGAAGAACCUCCGCUGGAUCCAAUCCCUCGCCGCAGGCCCCAACGACGUCCUCAGCGCCGGCUUCGACACCGAGAACCGCGUCGCCCUGACCACCGGCUCGGGCCUCCACGACCACACCGUCGCUGAACACGCCCUCGGGCUCCUCCUCAACGCCGCCCGCCGCUUCUACGAGAUGCGCGACUACCAGCUGCAAGGCAAGUGGCCGGGUCACCUCGGCGGCCCGCAGCCCGACCGCCCGUCCGACAGGUUCACCACGCUGCGCGACGCCCGCGUGCUGAUCUGGGGGUUCGGCAACAUCGCCAAGUCGCUGACCCCGCACCUCAGGGGUCUGGGGGCCACCGUCCGCGGCGUCGCCCGGUCCCCCGGCAUCCGGGACGGCGUGGAGGUCGUCGCAGAGGAGAAGCUCCCCGAACUGCUCCCGCAGACGGAUGCGCUGGUCAUGAUUUUGCCCGGGUCGGAGUCGACGCGCCAUGCUCUUCAUGCCGAGAGGCUCGCCUUGCUGCCGAACCAUGCCUGGGUGGUGAAUGUCGGGCGCGGCACCUCCGUCGAUGAGGACGCACUGGUCGAGGCCCUGGAGAAGGGAGAGAUUGGUGGCGCUGCGCUGGAUGUGUUCGAGACCGAACCGUUGCCGGAGGAUAGCAAGCUUUGGAAGGCGCCCAAUGUCAUCGUCUCGCCGCAUGCUGCGGGAGGCAGGCCGCAGGAUGCCGAGGCUCUGAUUGCGUACAACCUGAGGAGGUUCCUGGCCGGUCAACCGUUGAAGAACCACCACCGCACCGAGUCUUCCAGUCGGCUAUGAUGGAAUAUUGUCACGACUUUGAUGGACAUGCAUGUUUGUAUGUAGGUUAGAAUUUGGUGAUUGAUCAUUGCAUGUGAUCAUUGAUUUCUUUCUCUCA
This is a messenger RNA of Sodiomyces alkalinus F11, 1292 nucleotides long. RefSeq lists its product as hypothetical. Gene Ontology annotation, molecular function: NAD binding. The coding region runs from base 224 to 1195 and encodes 323 amino acids. The transcript has a single exon. Lineage: Eukaryota; Fungi; Ascomycota; Sordariomycetes; Glomerellales; Plectosphaerellaceae. The record is from RefSeq and is a predicted model, not a curated record.